UGUGUUGGCACCUUUAUAAAAAGAAAGACGCUCACAUAAAUACAAGUAACAAUGCGCGGUCGUCAUUUGCGUCGACGCUUCAGCUUGCAGCCAUCGUUUAUGAAGGAUGAGAGCGCCGAGGAUAAGCCGAAACGUGACAAAGUUGGUCGGCAUAAUGCUGUGGACGAUGCCAUCGGACCGGCAAAUGCACGCCACAAAAUCGUUGUCAUGGGCGCAGCCAAAGUGGGUAAAACGUCCAUAAUCACACAGUUUCUGUAUAACACAUUCACCACCAAGUACAAAAGGACAAUCGAGGAGAUGCAUCAGGGGAACUUUUCAAUUGCGGGCGUUAGUCUAACGCUGGAUAUACUCGACACCGCUGGAUCCUAUGAGUUCCCGGCAAUGCGCGCACUCUCCAUAUCAUCGGCGGACGCCUUCAUCCUUGUCUAUGAUGUCACCGAUGCGGGCACCUUCGAGGAGGUGCGCGCCAUACGCGAUCAAAUCCACGAAACCAAAUCAACUACAGCCGUUCCCAUUGUGGUGGUGGGCAAUAAAAUUGAUCUGUUAGCCGAGGAUGGCGACUUGCGAGAGGUCGAAUAUGCUACAACCGAGUCUGUUGUCACGGUUGAUUGGGAGAAUGGAUUUGUAGAGGCGUCGGCAGCGAAAAACGAGAACAUAACACAGGUUUUCAAGGAACUACUGGCCCAGGCCAAAAUCACCUACAAUCUGAGCCCGGCGUUGCGUCGUCGCCGCCAGUCGUUGCCCCAGCAAAUUGGUAACAAUGGGCCCGGUACACCCCUGCACCAUCAUCACCACCAUCACCAGGGAGGGGGUGCGCACGGAGCACAUUCGGGGGCGCAUGGCGGCUCAUCUACACCAAGCUCGGCAUCGACAUCGGCCGCCGCGGCUAUGGGCGGACAUGGCUCCCAUACUCCGACGCCGGCGCAGCUCCAGCAUCUGCAGCGAAUCCAGGAGCGAAGCUUGGGCGCCAAGCGCAACUCGUGCACGAUUUCCUAAAUAUACCCAGGGAUAUCUAUCGCUCAUGGAAGCUCAACACACAUGCUCUCCUCAG
Molecule: messenger RNA, 1051 nt
Organism: Scaptodrosophila lebanonensis
Lineage: Eukaryota; Metazoa; Arthropoda; Insecta; Diptera; Drosophilidae
Product: ras-related protein Rap-2b
Exons: 5
Coding region: 52-996 (314 amino acids)
Molecular function (GO): GTP binding; GTPase activity
Source: RefSeq, a predicted model, not a curated record